Molecule: messenger RNA, 896 nt
Organism: Daucus carota subsp. sativus
Lineage: Eukaryota; Viridiplantae; Streptophyta; Magnoliopsida; Apiales; Apiaceae
Exons: 2
Coding region: 176-766 (196 amino acids)
Source: RefSeq, a predicted model, not a curated record
AACAGAGCCGAUAAAGAAGAACUCUAGUUUCAGUAAAGAUCAGGAGUCCUUGUGAGUAACAAACACCCUCUUAGUAUAUCACACACACCAUAUACAUUGGCAUCUAUGAAUUAAAACAAUCCAGGAUAUUCAACAAACAAAUACAAAAGCUCUUUGAAGCUCUUAAUCAUCAACCAUGUUAGAACUCUUCACUGCGCUUAUUCUUCUUUCUAACUUUCUGCUGCUGUUUUUAUUGUGUUCCCUUCUCUUUUCGGGGAAGGGUUUAGACUCCAUGGCCGAAUCCGAUGAUCACGAGGCCACUGCUACUAAUGAUGAGACUAAUCAUCAUGUUGAUGAGCAGGAGUCGAGUAGUAAAGCAGAAUCCAAGUCUAAUGAACGCUUCUUGAUUAAGAUCAUGAAUGAGGAAACAGAGACAGUUAAGCUGUGGUAUGUACCGAUAAUUAAUGGAAUUCUUGACAUCGACAUGAAUGAACUGAGAAACAGGAUCACCGGCCUCUUUGGCUUACCACGUUAUUCAAAGCUUGAUGUACGGUGUCAUGAUGAAGAAGGUAUGUUGGUGAUCAUAACCGACGACAGUGAUCUUCAGUAUGUAAUGGCGAAGAAGCCGGAGCAACUGAAGCUAUAUUUCAGGGAUAUCAACAAUCCAGCAACCUCCCAGGUAGGAGGAGGAGCUGGAAUUGAACCUAUCUGUACUUCAAAACUUACCAACACUCCAAAGUUUCAGGAACAUCCCGAAAUCGAGAUGGAUGACUGGUUACUUACUUGAUUGAGGGCAUGUCCUCAUACCAAUGUUCUUUAGUAAUUAGCUUGGUGCAGCUUUUCUUAGUAUGCAAGAUUUUUUUUUGCGUUUGGAUCUCUGAAUUUCUAGCAUGGAAUUAAUAUUUAAUUUGACUAAU